Molecule: messenger RNA, 1086 nt
Organism: Oppiella nova
Lineage: Eukaryota; Metazoa; Arthropoda; Arachnida; Sarcoptiformes; Oppiidae
Source: the annotation of a GenBank genome assembly
AAAGGCAACACUCAGACGGUGUAUGUCAUAGCCGUGGCCUUUGAACUGUUGCCCCAAAACCUGAUCCCAUUGGCGGCCAACCAUUUAGUGGACAAUAUUAAGGCCCACGACUGGCACCUGACCACUGGAUUUGUUGGUGUGGGCUACUUGUGUCCAACACUGAGCCGAUUGGGUCACUCGGAUGUGGCCUACCGUUUGCUACUACAGGACACAUACCCCUCGUGGGGAUAUAGUAUUAAAUACAACGCGACCACUAUAUGGGAGCGUUGGGACGGAUGGACACAAGAAAAGGGAUUUCAAGACCCGGCUAUGAAUUCAUUCAAUCACUACUCCUUGGGAUCAGUCGGCGUGGGAUUCAAGAGUAUAGUAAUAGCACCGAAACCCGGCGGUAAUCUCCAUAAAAUGGCGGCUCGGUAUCAGUCUAUCAAUGGCUUAAUUGGGAUGAGUUGGGAGACUAACGGCGCGAACAUUACUUUAACAAUCGACAUUCCGGUCAAUACUAAAGCAUUCAUUGAUUUAUCAUUCCUGAAGCAACCCCUUCACACAAAUGUGGGCUCCGGUAGUUGGUCAGUGGUGGGUGUGAGUGAAGGGCCCGUCACUAAAGCACCGGAGGGUGAGUUUGAGCAUCCAAUUUGGGUACCGUCUCAGCCAUCACCACAAUCUUCACAUGACAAGAAGGACUGGACAUUGUUCUGCAGUGGGUCCGGUCAAAAGAUCCUCAAACCAUAUGAGACGACAGUGCAUGUGAUUAACCCUAACGCCCCUCAACCCCAUCCACCCCCUGGUCAGACCACUCAUGUCAUACGCGUAACUUCCCAUAGCGUUUCAGGCGUGUCGGACAAGGAUUAUGUCUAUCCCACAAAUAUGAGCCAUAUUCAGGCGGGUUUCAUAUUUGGGACGGUUAUGGCUGUGGUCUUCGUUAUUGUCAUCGUUUUGCUUAAGGUUUUUGACACCAAAUCCGAGACCAGUGUCCAUAUGGUUCAGCCCCCGACACACACUGUCAUAACCAAAGCGCCCCCACAACCAGUUUUACGCCCUGUAGUUCGUCCACACCCUCCACAAAACUUGAUUGUAGGCCUUCCAUAA